AUGGAGAAGAUUUUCAAAGUAAUGCAUGUUGAUCAGGUGGAGGCUGUUGAGCUAGUAGCAUACCAGCUAAAAGAUAUAGCGAACCAAUGGUACAAUGAGUGGGAAGAUGCGAAGGGUGACAGUGCUAAGCCCACAUCGACUGAUGUUGGUGGAACAUCGAUUAUUUUGUUUCAAUUAAAAGGAAGUGAGAACUACACUGUAUGGAGUAAAUCCAUGCGAAUUGCAUUGUUGGGAAGGAACAAAUUAGGGUUAGUGGAUGGUACGUGUAGGAAAGAGUCUAUACCAAAUAGUCUACGAUAUAAGUGGGAAUGUGUGAAUGCUAUUGUGUUGUCAUGGCUGAUGAACUCGGUAGCAAGCAAUCUUAUAGGAGGUGUUGUUUAUACCACAAAUGCACAGGCUGUGUGGGAAGAUUUAAGAGAAAGGUUUGAAAAAAUUGAUGGAUCUCGAGCAUUCAACAUUCAUCAAGAAAUUGCCACAUGUAAUCAAGGCACUCAAUCAGUUUCUAUGUACUACACAAAUCUUAAAGAUCUUUGGGAUGAAUUUGAGUCUAUGAUUCCAGCACCUAGUUGCAAUUGCGAUAAGUCCAAGGAGUUCAUCCAAUACUUACAAAGACAAAAACUAUAUCAGUUUUUUAUGGGAUUGAAUGAGUCAUACUCUCAAGUAUGA
Messenger RNA from Capsicum annuum, 666 nucleotides. RefSeq lists its product as uncharacterized. The record is from RefSeq and is a predicted model, not a curated record. NCBI's taxonomy places the organism in Eukaryota, Viridiplantae, Streptophyta, Magnoliopsida, Solanales, Solanaceae. The transcript has 2 exons. Bases 1 to 666 code for a protein of 221 amino acids.